This is a messenger RNA of Fragaria vesca subsp. vesca, 2892 nucleotides long. RefSeq names its product protein fluG-like. Gene Ontology annotation, molecular function: glutamine synthetase activity; hydrolase activity. NCBI's taxonomy places the organism in Eukaryota, Viridiplantae, Streptophyta, Magnoliopsida, Rosales, Rosaceae. The coding region runs from base 1 to 2529 and encodes 842 amino acids. The transcript has 18 exons. The record is from RefSeq and is a predicted model, not a curated record.
AUGGAUUUCUCGGAGCUGCGCACGGCGGUGGAGGAGGCGGAGCUAGUCGACGCCCACGCACACAACCUCGUCGCCGUCGACUCCUCCUUCCCCUUCAUCAAAGCCUUCUCCGAAGCCGAUGGCGCCGCCUUAUCCCACGCCCCCCAUUCCCUCUCCUUCAAGAGAAGUUUGAAGGAGGUUGCGGAGCUCUACGGGUGCGAGAAGAGCUUGGAAGCAGUUGAGGAGCACCGGAGAGUCGCCGGAGUAGAGGCGAUUAGCUCGAGAUGCUUUGAGGCGGCGAGAAUCUCGGCAUUGCUUAUUGAUGAUGGACUGAAGCUGGAUAAAAUGUAUGGCAUUGAUUGGCAUAAGAGUGCCGCGCCUGUGGUUGGGAGGAUUUUGAGGAUUGAGAGUCUGGCUGAGCAGAUUCUUGAUGAGGAGUUGCUGGGUGGAUCUUCUUGGACAUUGGAUGUGUUCACUGAAACAUUCAUUGGAAAGUUGAAGUCAUUGGCUGAUAAGAUUUUCGGCUUGAAAAGUAUAGCUGCAUAUCGCAGCGGGCUGGAAAUUAGUACGCAUGUCAAUAGGAAAGAUGUCGAGGAAGGUCUUUCUGAGGUUCAACAGGCUGGAAAGCCUGUUCGCAUAUCAAAUAAAAGUUUUAUCGACUAUAUUUUCACUCGUAGUUUGGAGGUUGCUGUACUUUUUGACUUGCCAAUGCAGAUACAUACAGGUUUUGGCGACAAAGAUUUGGACUUGAGGCUGUCCAAUCCCCUUCAUCUCCGGGAAAUGCUUGAGGACAAGAGAUUUUCUAAAAGCCGUAUUGUUCUGUUACAUGCGUCCUACCCGUUUUCAAAGGAAGCGUCAUAUCUAGCCUCUGUUUAUCCCCAGGUCUACCUCGACUUUGGCUUGGCCAUACCCAAGCUCAGUGUCCAUGGGAUGAUAUCUUCACUAAAAGAACUUUUGGAGCUAGCUCCAAUUAAGAAGGUCAUGUUCAGCACUGAUGGAUAUGCGUUUCCUGAAACUUUUUACUUAGGUGCAAAAAAGGCACGUGAAGUUGUCUUUUCAGUUCUACAUGAGGCCUGUGCUGACGGUGAUCUCUCAAUUCCGGAGGCUAUUGAGGCUGCUAAAAACAUCUUUUCACAAAAUGCAGUUCAGUUUUACAAGAUUGAUCUUGUUGUCAGAUCUUCUGGUUUAGCCAACAGUGUAUCCUCUAACUUUGUGAAGGUGAAGAGUAAUGACUCGGAAAAUCAUGUCUCAUUUGUUCGUGUUUUCUGGGCUGAUGCAUCAGGACAGCAAAGAUGUCGUGUUGUUCCUGCUAAGCGGUUCAAUGACGUUGUUACAAAAAAUGGCAUUGGUUUGACUUUUGCUUGUAUGGGAAUGACUUCAUUCACUGAUGGUCCCGCUGAUGAGACUAAUUUGACUGGUGUGGGUGAGAUCAGACUCAUGCCUGAUUUAUCGACUAAAUGGAGAAUUCCAUGGGUAGAACAAGAGGAAAUGGUUUUGGCCAACAUGCAUCUUAAACCAGGUGAAGCAUGGGAAUACUGCCCGAGAGAGACCUUGCAGAGGGUUUCAAAAAUUUUGAAAGAUGAAUUCAACUUGGAAAUGAAUGCAGGAUUUGAAAAUGAAUUUUUUCUCUUGAAGAGUACACUAAGGGAUGGAAAAGAAGAAUGGGUACCAUUUGACUCAACACCAUACUGUUCCCCAUCAUCGUAUGAUGCUGCUUCCCCUUUGUUUCACAAAGUUAUUGCUGCUCUCCAGUCCCUGAAUAUAACUGUAGAACAGUUACAUGCAGAAAGUGGGAAAGGUCAGUUUGAGAUGGCUCUAGGGCACACAGCUUGCCUGCAUGCUGCUGACAACUUGAUUUAUACCCGUGAAGUUAUUAGGGCCAUUGCAAGAAAACACGGAUUGUUGGCGACCUUUAUGCCGAAGUAUGCGCUGGAUGAGAUUGGCUCUGGAGCCCAUGUACAUCUCAGUUUGUGGCAGAAUGGCAAAAAUGUAUUCAUGGCAUCUGGUGGAUCCUCUCAGCAUGGGAUGUCCAAGGUUGGGGAGGAAUUUAUGGCAGGAGUUCUAUAUCAUCUCCCUGCAGUUUUGGCAUUUACAGCUCCAAUUCCGAAUAGUUAUGACCGGAUACAACCUAAUACUUGGAGUGGAGCAUACAAGUGCUGGGGAAAAGAAAACAGGGAAGCUCCAUUAAGAACUGCAUGCCCACCUGGAAUCCAAUCUGGUUUGGUGAGCAACUUCGAGAUCAAGUCAUUUGAUGGGUGUGCAAAUCCACACUUGGGCCUGGCUGCAAUACUAGCUGCUGGCAUUGAUGGUCUUAGGAGGCAACUUUGUCUCCCCAAACCUAUUGAUACAAAUCCUUCUAGCCUUGAAGGAGAACUACAAAGAUUACCAAAGUCACUUUCGGAGUCAUUAGAAGCUUUAAAGGAAGAUGAUCUUUUCAAAGAUUUCAUUGGGGAAAAGCUAUUGGUUGCCAUAAAGGGGGUCCGUAAGGCAGAAAUUGACUACUACGACAAGCACAAAGAUGCAUACAAGCAACUUAUACACCGCUAUUAAGCUUACUAUCUUGAACUUUCCUUGUCUAGCCCUUUUCCAGACCUCCAUUACUUCUGAUCAUCAGUUGCCACUUGAGGAAUAAUACAAGCACGGGGAAUCCUCAUUUGAGGAAUGUCAUACAUAUACAUACUCGUGUGUGUGUGUGUGUGUACAUAUAUGUAUGUCUAUGUAUACACCUUUUAUACCAAAAUAAUAUUUUGUACCAUACUACAAAAUAUGUAUGGUAGUAAGAUAUGUACCAUACUACCAUGGCAAGAAAGUAGAAAUUGCAAACUCACUUCUACUAAAGUGAAAACAAGGAUCCAACUUUGAUCAAGUCCUCCAAAGGUAAGAUUUUACUUGUUUUAAAGCAUUUAGCGAAUG